Molecule: messenger RNA, 511 nt
Organism: Dimorphilus gyrociliatus
Lineage: Eukaryota; Metazoa; Annelida; Polychaeta; Dinophilidae
Source: the annotation of a GenBank genome assembly
GGAAGUUUAUCAUUGUCACAUGAUUCGAGUUUUGAUCGCGAAGAACUUCUGAUACGAGAGUAUAUGGUUAGACGAUUAUAGUUAUUUCGACGCAAAUACUGCGAACAAGUUCCUAAACCGCUUCACCGUCUCAAUCAAGUUCUUGAAAUUUUAUUUACCGAUCAGAAAACAUUGAAACAGAAAAAUGGCAGAAAACAGACCAUUGAUAAACGAUAAGCCACCUUCAUAUGCCACUGCAACUGGACCAUACUCCGGGCCCCCAGGAUUCAAUGGAACAGCUCAACAGCAGCCCUCUUACAUGUAUCCUCCCACCACAACCACUGUAAUCCAACAACCUGCUCCAAACAUAGUUAUUGUUGGAGGAUGUCCUGCUUGCAGAGUUGGGGUCCUAAGUGACGAAUUUACUUGUCUUGGGAUAUUAUGUGCACUUUUUUUAUUUCCGAUUGGAUUGCUUUGCUGCAUCUUAUGCAGGGAAAAGAGAUGCGAAAAUUGCGGCGCAACCUUCAGCUGA